Tigriopus californicus is the source of this 4087-nucleotide messenger RNA. Its product is annotated as F-box/LRR-repeat protein 7-like. The coding region runs from base 1313 to 3898 and encodes 861 amino acids. Gene Ontology annotation, cellular component: SCF ubiquitin ligase complex. Lineage: Eukaryota; Metazoa; Arthropoda; Copepoda; Harpacticoida; Harpacticidae. Gene Ontology annotation, molecular function: protein binding. The transcript is spliced from 4 exons. Gene Ontology annotation, biological process: SCF-dependent proteasomal ubiquitin-dependent protein catabolic process. The record is from RefSeq and is a predicted model, not a curated record.
GAGGGCAUCUCCAGUUUGUCACUGAGAGAACGGAAUGGCUGGCCAUUUUGUCCUUUUAAAGCUGGUGUUGUCGCUCAGUCACGUUUUUGGCCAUCAAAGUGAAAAGACAUUUAUUUUCCUGUCUCAUCAUUGAGAGAUUCAUGUUGGACAUUUUUCUGAAUGCAUUCUCGCCCAUUUACGGACCAAGGAGCUACCAACCAACCCACACAAGUGUGCAUUUACUUGUAUUGCAUUCCAUCGACCUAAUGGGUGAACGAAAAGAAAAAAAAAUGGAUAAGUGCAACAUCAUUCAUGAGCCUCGUUCUAAAACCGAACGGUAUCUGGCCUAGUGUAGGUACUUCGCGCAAAGCUUCUCCGGCUUUGAUCUGACUUAACGGGCUCUGUGGUUUUCCUAUUUACUCUUUGACCAUAAUUGACCCCAAGUUGAGAUUUAUGCUCGCUUUUGAUCCUCACUGACGAGACCCUUGGCAUGGUUGACAUUCCUGCUCAGAGCACCAAGCCAUCGAAGCCAGUCUACAAUGUGGAACUCUCACCGAGCGACUGCCAAAAAGUAACCCUCGCUGGUGCCUUCGUCUUCUCCUCUAAACAUUCCCGAAGUCAUUCCAAUGUCCAACCGGCUUCUAUCCAACCAUUCCUCCUUUGAAGUGGAGUGAGAAAAAAAGAUCCCCAAAACCAGUCUUCUCGUCGAGUGUCACUGGCUUCAUCAGCCUCAGAACCUAGCCAAACCCAUCUCGGUCUCUGUGUGCCUUUGAGUGAGAGAGUGAGUGCCCCGUACCCAAAGUGUGUUUGCAUGCGAGCGUGGUACCGACUUACUUACAAUGUGAUGGUGGUUGUGCCCGUGAUUGGAGCGCAUAUCCGUGCAUUACCAAGAGUGAGCCCAUCAUCCUCUGAAAUACGUGAAUUCGAACGAACAUAUUGAAUGGAUGGACGAGGAGGAAGAGAAGGAAGAAGAAGAGGAGGAGGAGGAGGAGGCAUUAAAUAGGGAAGGCGCGGGCUCUGAUGGUUUUGGUUUUGGCAGUGGGUUUAUUUUUUCAGUUGACAAUCGGUGUCGCCUGAAGUGACACUUCAGAGAGUUUCUCUCUUGCUCCUCUAGCUAGCCUAACUCGCUCCCUCGGUCGUUAGUUCCAUCCAAAAAGGUGGUGGUAGUGUUUGUUCACUGGCUCUUGAGUUCCAUCGCUUGUAUUGCAGUGGGUGCAAUAUGCACAAUCUCAAUUUGUCUCAACGUUCAAAUCAACUUGGACUGUAGUCAGUCGUCAGGAAUAGACUUGAAAGUGGGCGUGUGCGGAAAGGUGUGAACAAGAGGCGGAGAAACAUGUCGUCCUGUGUGUUGCCAGUGUUCCAAAAGUUUCAAAAACGGAGAACGAAAAGUGAGAUCAAGCUUGGUGAAAGUGAUCUCUUACCCAGGACACUUAAGACCAAUCAUGAUGUAAUAAGGCCCCAUUGCAAUGAGGGUCACAAGUCGGGGAUUGGUGAAUUGCUGAACAACAAACCAAGAAGGGACAGUCAGGGUUUCACUAUAGAUCACAAAGUUGGUACAUUUCCAAAUGAAGUCUCCUUGAGUAUUCGUCACAAUCAUCCCACAUUGGGGUUAUCGGAUGCUGCCUAUCAACGUGCUCACCAAUCUCAUCACAUGAAUCCGGAACAGUACCAACGGCUUCAAGUCCAACUUCAACCUCCUCGACCUCAAUCGCGGGGAGUUCUAUCGCUUGGAUUGCCCUCACAUUUGAAAUCCGGAACCCUGUUCAAAAGGACAUCUACGCCUCGCAUCACUGAUCAAGAUCAGGAGCCAAGGGACCCGGACCAUGAUCAGGCUUGGCAUUCAGCCACGGAAAGGCGAAGAUCUCUUCCCCGGAAUCUUCCAAAAAGUAUGCGCUAUCAGGGACAUGUUAGACGACGACCCCUCUCUGCUCAUGGAGAUUUGGUCAAAAAGAAGAACUACCGCUCAACUAAACCUGAGCCUGAUGCUGUGAGUUCCAGUAGUGGACAUUAUUCGACCGAGAGGUCGCCCAUGACCUCUCCAGUGUUGCCACCUCGAAUGGGACGGACGACGUUACCUAACCAAGGGCCUCCUCCAAGGCAUCUUCUUCCCAGCUCUUUGAGUCCGUGUCCCAUGACCAAAAUGCACCCAAUCAUUCCCGGGCUUUUGCUUCAGCAGCAACACUUUCAACACCCCUUGAAUUCAGAAAUUGCGGACAAUGCUUGUGGGCAAAGCACGGGCGAGUCCACGAGUAGCUCUUCAUCAGCGGCCGAAUCUGAUUCUUUGGGAGGAGGAAGCAUUCGAAAUUCCUCUCCCGAAUCCAUCUUCGCCAAGAGCACGACCAUCAACCACACCAGUAGUAGCCACACCAGCUUUGAGGACGACAAAUUCGGUCGUCUCUCUCCGAUGGUGUUGUCUCAGCCGUCUUCUCACAAGCUGAAGCAGCAAUUAAUGAUUUCCGCCGGGAAAUUAAGGAAAGGUGCCUCUCCGCCCAAUCUCGACCAUGGCUACCACACAUUAACCCCGACCUCAUCACUCGACAGUCCGGCUGCUCGGAACUCCCCUGACUCAUUGGGCGUUCGGGCCACUAAAACCCAGAUCAGCGACCUCCACAUCCUCACACACAAUGCCAAACACUCACCCGUGUCGCGGAACUACAAAACCGCCGUGAACACGAACCUGAACAGUCGCUCCUCGACACCGAGGUCGAGAGUACGGGAGAACCAUUUCGAUCGUCUCAGUGAUGACCUUGUGGUCAAAAUCCUGUCUUAUCUGACUUCUAAUGAGCUGGUGAUGUGUUCUCGGAUCAGUCGGCGGUUCUACUUUGUGGCCUGGGAGCCCCAGCUAUGGUCCUCGAUUUGGUUGGUGGGUGAAUCCUUGGACGCAGAUCUGGCCCUUAAGACGAUCAUCCGUCUCCUGUCGAGAAACACCUCGAGUCAACAGCUGCCCGUGGAUACCUUGGUUCUGGGUGGCUGUCAACAUCUAACAGACCGAGGCUUGGCCAUUGUGGCUCGCAGGUGUCCACAGCUCAGACAUUUGGAAGUGCAAAAUUGUUCCAAUCUCACCAAUGGCGGACUCAUGGACCUUGUCACGAAAUGCACUCUCCUCGAACAUUUGGACGUCUCCGGAUGUCACAUGGUGUCAACCAUCGCCGUUCACCAACCCCCACAACUUCCCAACACCCUUGUUCCCAGCCGAUCAAUGCAAAUCCCUCAUCAGUAUCACCAUCCUCUUCAUCAGCAGCACCUUCUUCGACGAAGUCUAAACCUCCAAUACCUUGAUCUCACGGAUUGCACCUCAAUGGAAGAUUCGGGAUUAAAAAUGAUUGUGGAAACCUGUCCACAACUGCUCUACCUUUUCUUGAGGCGUUGUCAGAAUAUUACAGAUGUUGGGGUCAAAUACAUAUCAUCAUAUUGUCCAUCUUUGCGUGAGUUAAGCAUCUCAGAUUGUUCCCACAUCACGGACUUUGGACUUUACGAACUGGCCAAAUUGGGUCCAAAUCUUCGGUACUUGUCGGUGGCCAAGUGUGACCAGAUUUCAGACUCGGGCGUGAAACAAAUCGCCAAAUUGUGCUACAAACUUCGAUAUUUGAAUGUCAGAGGCUGCGAGGCCGUUAGUGACGAAGCUGUGGAGACUUUGGCUCGAUCUUGUUCAAGGUUACGAUCCUUGGACUUGGGCAAAUGUGAUGUGACUGAUGUUGGGCUGAAAGUGUUGUCUGAGAAUUGCCCAAACUUGAAAAAGCUCAGUGUGAAGAGCUGCGAAAUGGUCAGUGAUCAAGGGAUCCAACUCAUUGCCUACUAUUGUCGAGGAUUGCAGCAAUUGAACGUCCAGGACUGCCCAAUCUCCAGCAAAGGCUAUAAAACUGUCAAGAAGUUCUGUCGUCGAUGCAUCAUUGAGCAUUCCAAUCCUGGCUUCUUUUGAACCUGAGGCUUACAAGAAAAAAGUCCCGGGCCAAAACCCAUGAGAACAAAACCCAAUCCAUUCUUUCUAUUGCUGACCUAGUCAUCCCUGAAUUGGUUCAACCAAUAGCACCAGCACUUCUCUCUACAGCCUAGUCGACCUUUUUACUUGGAUAAUAAACCUUUUGUGAACAUAGAUACAUCUUGUAUG